Molecule: messenger RNA, 1122 nt
Organism: Drosophila innubila
Lineage: Eukaryota; Metazoa; Arthropoda; Insecta; Diptera; Drosophilidae
Product: putative glutathione-specific gamma-glutamylcyclotransferase 2
Exons: 1
Coding region: 78-1022 (314 amino acids)
Biological process (GO): glutathione catabolic process
Cellular component (GO): cytoplasm
Molecular function (GO): glutathione specific gamma-glutamylcyclotransferase activity; gamma-glutamylcyclotransferase activity
Source: RefSeq, a predicted model, not a curated record
CCUUGUGAAAUCAUUUCGUUUUUAUACUAUGAAAUAUUAUGAAUAUUUGAAGUGAAAUAUCGUUAGAGUAGCGGCAAAUGUUGCGUUUUGUACAAGGCAUUCGACUUAGCAACAGUCAAACGGUGACAGAAUUAUCAGUGCUUACCGCUGAGAUUUAUCGUCAUUGUUUCGCCGAGUUGGCCAAAAGCGACAUCCAUCGGCUGAAUGGCGAACAAUCGUUGAAAUUGCUGCACAGCUUCGAUGCACAGCCGAGCAAUCAAUCGGAGUGGAUAGCGCCCACAGUGGAUGAUGUGUGGAUCUUUGGCUAUGGAUCGCUGGUGUGGAAAGCGGACUUCCCCUAUAUAGAUCGAAGAAGAGGCUUCGUUUGUGGCUAUAAACGACGUUUCUAUCAGCACAGCAUCGAUCAUCGUGGCAUUCCAGAGAAACCAGGACGAGUAGUUACUUUAUUACCCGGAAAUCCAGAGACGGAUCGUGUUUAUGGUGUCGCCUAUCGCAUAGCAGCGUUACAAAAGUCCCAGGUGCUGGAUCAUCUGGAUUAUCGCGAAAAGAAUGGCUAUGAUCGUGUGAAUUUGGAGUUUCAUGAAUAUCCGACGGCCACGAUACCCAUUAAAGUUAUCAUGUACAUGGCAUCGCAGGCAAACGAUUCCUAUGCCGGAGAUGUGUGGCAAGUGUCAUCGAUAGCCAGACAAAUCUUCACCUCAGCGGGUCCCAGUGGUCCCAAUCGCGAGUAUCUAUUCAAUCUAUCGAUUGCAAUGCGUCAGCUAUUUCCCGAUGCUAUCGAUGAGCAUCUCACGGAGCUGGUGGAUUGUGUUCAGCGUUACAUUGAGCACGAUGAGCCCACGUUACUGGAGCGUGCCUUGAGUGCAGAGAUCAACCAAAUAUUGAGGGAGUGCAUUGCUUAUAAUCCUCCCCAGCAGCACGAGGAGAUUGCCCGACGCCUGGAGGCGUUACGUGUACGCUUUGAACGUCCGGGUUGGCGUGAAACAUAUCUGCAACAGGAAUUGCCACCUGAGCGCUCUUGACCGCACGCAAAUCGGGCGAUUUAUUUAUUUAGACUAGCUUGUUCCCCUAUGUUCAUUCCUUAGUAAAAUAUAGCAACGAUUAUAUACAAAAAUUUCGAAA